GCGCGUGAACACUACCCCUCCUGGCGAUCCAGGAGGCGCCAAUGCCGUUCCGGCGCAGCAAAAGGAAGGAGAGGCCGCGGCAGUGGAAGCGCCGCCUCCUCAGGUCGAUGAAGAACUGGUAAUGCUCCAGAAGAAGGCCGGUGCUGGAAAGGCCGAGGUGGACAAACUCAAGUGAGCUUAUUUCGCUUAAUCCAUAAGAAUCUAAGGAGCAAAUGCUCGACACACUCAUGCACGUACAGAGCCAAAAUGUGAGGGAAGCUAAGAUCAUCGAGCUCUUGAAAAAGAAUGGAAGCAUGGCGAAGAAUUUAGAGCGUGAGCGAUUGCUGGUGGGACGAUUAAAGAAAGAUGUUUCUUAUCUCCAGAAAGAGGUUGUUCAACUGAAAGAAGAAGAAAAGCUAAGACCUCCCGAGGAACCCACGGAGGUGGAAAAAUCCAUCCAAGAAUCAAAUAUAUACAGAGACAAGUUCAUUCAGGCAACAGCAAAACUUAUGGAGGUCCAAGGAGCCAAAGCUGUGACCUCUGCGGAACUAUCCAGGUUACAGCACGCAUUGCAACGAGAAGUUGGAAAUGUUCCCAUUGUUAAGGUCCUGGAAGGAGGCCAAUUCUGGAAGGGUCGGGCGCAAAUGAUUACCCUGCUAAAGGACAAAGUCGAGGACCUUGAACAGAAAGUCCGGGAGAGAGCAUUGGAAGACCAGAAUCAUGUGUUUGAUUUGAAAGAGAAUGCUUGCAAGAAACAAAUCGAUGAGCUCGCUAAAAAUUUUCUGGCUACGCGAGAGGAGCUGCUAACAACAAAGAAAAAGGUUGAUUGCGUGCUUGCCAGAAGGAACAUUUUGGAGAACGAGAUGAACAAUGUGAAAGCAAAGAUGGGAUUGCUUGUAGCGAAGAGUGAUAGCGACGACAAACUGAUAGUGGCACUGCGUCAGGAAUGCGUCGCUUCCAAACUGGCUGUGGCACCCGAAAGGCUCAAGGAGCGGAUUAGCUGCCCCUUGAGAGUUGGCUCAUUGCAUCGAGAACACCAGCUCGCAGCGUCUUUCAACGAUCUGAAACUUCACUGCCGAGAACAGGUGAUCUCUAAAGCCAGAGCUUCUGUUUGCUGUUCUAAGCCAGCCACCGUACAGGAGCUACAAAUCAAAGCCCAGGCGGAACUAAUCGACUACCUACGAGAUAUCACAGCAGCAACUAGAGGUACCAUGGAAGUUUUCCAAGUUCCAUACUUUCCACCUCACGUCCUCGUCUUAUACAGGCGAAGAGCAACCAAAAGAAAGUGAGCAGUGACAAUCCCAGCUUGUUCAAACGGUGCAAAGCUUUCAUUUCCAUUACU
Selaginella moellendorffii is the source of this 1321-nucleotide messenger RNA. Its product is annotated as coiled-coil domain-containing protein 13. The record is from RefSeq and is a predicted model, not a curated record. NCBI's taxonomy places the organism in Eukaryota, Viridiplantae, Streptophyta, Lycopodiopsida, Selaginellales, Selaginellaceae. The coding region runs from base 213 to 1268 and encodes 351 amino acids. The transcript has 11 exons.